This is a messenger RNA of Exaiptasia diaphana, 1032 nucleotides long. RefSeq lists its product as uncharacterized. The record is from RefSeq and is a predicted model, not a curated record. Lineage: Eukaryota; Metazoa; Cnidaria; Anthozoa; Actiniaria; Aiptasiidae. The coding region runs from base 130 to 912 and encodes 260 amino acids. The transcript is spliced from 3 exons.
AUCCGCUCCUGCAAUCCCUGGCCCAGUGGCCUGGUUUGAAGCAUUUGUAGCAGCGUUGACCAAAGUCUGUACGGCCUGCAAGGAUAUACAACUUUAGAAAUUCAACUUUUCUUCAGCUAAAGUGUCAAGAUGGCAUUUGAAGUACGAGGAGAACCACAAACUGUACAACACAUAGAUGGAGAAGACACUAUGCUUCACGACCCUCUUCUUGUCACCGUGUUGGAUUUUAAUAGAAGAGCCCUUGAUCAGCUCGCGCAUGCUUUGCACUUGACCGUAAAGCGCACUUAUAAUCAUGCUCCAGGAAUUGACAAAGGCAACUUCUUUAAAGGAAGAGAUGGCAGGGGUGUUAAUCCAUCGCAGGAUUCUUCUGGGAGAGAUGUUUAUCACCUGCUGAAUAACAUGAAAUCCCAUGUUGAUCUGUAUGCUGACCAUUUGGAAAUGGAGGAAGACACGGUGCUGGAGCAAACCGUUGAAUUUCUUCUUGAAACCAUAAGAAAUGGUAUGGCUCACCAGACUUACCUUGGUUGUACUGGGGACCCCGAGUCCAACAACUCUUGUGCAUGCGAGUUAAAGAAGAACGAUACAACAGAAAAGUGCUUGAGGAAAUGCAACGAAUUGCUGACAUGGAUUAUACACGCAAAAUUUUACAAAGUGAUUAGAAGUAAAAUUCGAAAGAUUCUUGACAACAUCAACAAUAUGAAUGGUGUCUUUGAAGACUUUAAAAACGUAAAGAAGUCGCUAAAAGAAAACCCACAUUAUGCAACAGAUACUGAAAGAGCUUUGAAAAAACUGGACAAGGUCAGAGAAGCGUUGGAGGAAGAAGAGAACUGCGAUGAUUCUAUUGAUGAAAGGCCACUUACACAUUUCGUCAACAUGGUAAUGCUUCCAAGACUAAAGGAAAUUCGAGAUUAAUACCUAAACCACAGUGCGCAUGUCUUACAGCCUUUUGCACAAAUUAUGAGACAUUUUUAUAUAUAUAAAUAUACCUAACCAAACAUCAAAAACACCCAAGAAAUUAUGGGAUACCGUCGC